CUGAGCCCUGGGGUGGGCCUGAGGCACGCAGGCAGCGGUGUCCAGAAAGCAGCACCCAACACCCCCUGCCCCUACCUCCCAGGACACCCAAAGGCGAGCGGCCACCAUGCGCCUCCCUGAAAGCCUGCAGGACCUGACAGACAGUGAGACUGUGCGCUUUCUGAGGAGACCAAAGAGCAUCUCGAGGAUCUGCGGAGGGGUCUUUUCCCUGGUCAUCUUUUCCUCUCUCCUAACUGACGGUCACCAGAACAGGACAGACUCUCCUCAGCUUCACUGUGUCCUCAACAGCAACCAAGUGGCCUGUAGCUUUGCAGUAGGAGCUGGCUUCCUGUCCUUCCUCAGCUGUCUGGCCUUCCUUGCCCUCGACGCCUAUGAGAGCCGCAUCACAGGCAGCCGCUUUAAGACAGCCUUCCAGCUCUUGGACCUUAUCCUGGCUGUCCUCUGGGCAGGCGUCUGGUUUGUGGCCUUCUGCUUCCUAGCCAACCAGUGGCAGCACUCAAAAUCCAAGCACUUCCUCCUGGGGAAUAGCAGCGCCCAGGCAGCCAUUGCCUUCGCUUUCUUCUCUGUCCCUGUCUGGAUGUUCCAGGCCUACCUGGCCUUCCAGGAGCUCCAAGACGAGACUUCAGUCCCCUACAAGCGCUCCCUGGAUGAGGGUGGCGUGGUGCUGAAUACCCUCUCCUCUUCAUCCACUGCGAGCCCUGCCAACCCUCCCACCGCAGUCCCCAACAGUCUGAGUUAUACCAGCUCAGCCCUGUCGCCCUACCUCACUACUCCAAAGGCCCCCCGCCUGGCUAUGAUGCCAGACAGCUAAAUGGCCUUAUGUACAUCAGUAAAGAGCCCUGUGAGGGGCUUCUCAA
Acomys russatus (golden spiny mouse) is the source of this 857-nucleotide messenger RNA. RefSeq names its product synaptogyrin 4 (gene Syngr4). Bases 107 to 811 code for a protein of 234 amino acids. NCBI's taxonomy places the organism in Eukaryota, Metazoa, Chordata, Mammalia, Rodentia, Muridae. The transcript is spliced from 4 exons. The record is from RefSeq and is a predicted model, not a curated record. Gene Ontology annotation, cellular component: neuromuscular junction; synaptic vesicle membrane.